Messenger RNA from Physella acuta, 1056 nucleotides. RefSeq names its product rhodopsin-like. Gene Ontology annotation, molecular function: G protein-coupled peptide receptor activity. Gene Ontology annotation, cellular component: plasma membrane. Gene Ontology annotation, biological process: neuropeptide signaling pathway. The record is from RefSeq and is a predicted model, not a curated record. Lineage: Eukaryota; Metazoa; Mollusca; Gastropoda; Physidae.
AUGGCGGACACGAACCCCACGGAUCAUGACGAGAUGAUGAAAAAACUUGUAGAAGAAACAAGAGAGUUCCUGGUACCGGAUUUGCUGCUUCGAAAUUUGAUGCUUUCGCUUAGCGUGAUCCUCCACGGGGUGAUAUCUCUAGCAGGCGUCUUGUCCAACAGCGUCAACGUGCUCGUCUUCAUUAGACUUGGUCUCAAGGACAGCAUGAGUGUUGGACUUUGGGCGUUGUCGUUUACAGAUCUUGUGGUGACGGCGUGUCAGCUAGCAGCUUGUGUGUGCUACCUUAUCGCUUACGUGUACCCAAACACUCCCAUUAGCCCUUGGUCUAUUGGCAGUUUUGUGUUAGGCUCAGUAAGGUAUGUAGGUUAUUUCAUAUCAUGCUGGAUAACUACAAUCAUUGCUUUAGAAAGGUGUUACUGUGUUGUAGCACCUUUUCGUGUGAAGCUUGUGUUUACAAAAUCAAGAUGUGUUGCAUCCAUCACGUUUAUCUACAUUAUUCACGUUGGGAUUGUUAUACCGUUAUUUAUUUAUGAUCCAAUGGAGUGGGUUCUAUACACCACAGGAGAAAAAGAUGCAAACAGCAGCCUCAUUUAUUUCAUGCAGUUUCAAUGGACGUAUACCCAGCUUGGCGCUCAAUGGGACACUAUCGUUAAUAUUGUAGAAGGAGUUGUACUUUCUUGUAUCUCUCAAGUUCUCAUACUCUUCUGUACUUUCUGGAUGGUUUUCUCUCUAAAGACAUCCUCAAAAAUACGAAAUCAAUCAGCACUUAAAGAAAUGGGAGAUAAUCAUGAAAAGUCAGACAAUCUUUCAUCACGGGAAAGACGUCUUGUUAAAGUUGUAAUUCUAUUGGCUAUCAUACAGACUGUUUGCAGCGUGCCGAGGUUUAUGGUCACAGCCGUGUAUCACAUAUUUCCAGGCUGUGAUCUUGGCGCUUACGACAAUUUGAUGACUCUAAUUUGGGAAAUGUCGUAUAUUUUCAGCACUAUUUGUUGUACGAGCAAUAUUUUUGUGUACCUGAAGCUUAACGCUAAUUUUAGACAACAAUCUGAGCGUUGA